This is a messenger RNA of Selaginella moellendorffii, 3715 nucleotides long. Its product is annotated as protein QUIRKY. Lineage: Eukaryota; Viridiplantae; Streptophyta; Lycopodiopsida; Selaginellales; Selaginellaceae. The coding region runs from base 851 to 3646 and encodes 931 amino acids. The record is from RefSeq and is a predicted model, not a curated record. The transcript is spliced from 3 exons.
GCGCGAAAUAUUUGGCUCUCUCUGACCGAUAGGAUCGAUCGGAAGCUGGAAGGUCAAAUUGGCGGCGAGGAAUCGAAGGGAUGCGCGCGGCGCUAGCGAGCGUUUCUAGGUGGCCUACUCUACUCGCGCCUCUCAAAUCAGAUCGUUGCGCUUCUUUCCCCCUUGCAGAUCGCUCUCGGAAACGUUUGGUGCUGGAAUUCGUUCUUGACGGCAUACAUUGGGCAUGAACCGUGAGAAAAUUCGUCCGAGAGAAUUCGCGAGACAAUGUGUUCUGGGAGGCUUGUCUUCUAAGCAAGCAAUCCUUGUGAUAGACGCUGGCAUUUAUGUGAGCGGGGUGUCGCGUUUGAUUUCGUGAGGUAGGAGCGGUGUUAGUGCAAUCCAGUCUAGAUCUCUUGGUGGUGGUGCAUUUAUGAGGCAGCGAGCUAGAGAGGAUCAUAGGUAGACCAAUUUUUUGUGAUUUUUGCGGGAGUUUUCUUUGUAAGAGGGGAGCUGUUUUUCUUUCUUUGUUUCCUUUUUUGGAUGCUUUAGCGAUUCGCCAUUGAGUGAAAGCGGCUCCAGGUUCAGUCCCGGGAUCCAGAUUAAACUAAUGCUGCCGCGGACAGCAGCCAGACUGGAUCACUGUGUCUCUUGCAAAAUUGGGCUUUUUGUUGCUGCAUGCUCCUGCGAGAUGGUCGAUUUCUGUGACGUUUUUUUCUUCUUCUCGAGAUCGAGGGACAGUCAUAGAAGUUGAGCGAGGGACAGUCGUAGAAGGUUCUUUGAUUGGAGUGACAGCGAUGGUAGGAGAUAAAAUUCACAUUGACGAGCUUUUUUGAACAAGGGAGGUGUGCGCCGAGACCUUGGCUCCCGGAAGAUGGGAAAGAAGGUGGUGGUGGAGAUUUUGAGCGCGCACAAUCUCAUGCCCAAGGACGGGCACGGCUCCGCCAAUGCGUACUGCAUUGUGGAGUUCGACGGGCAGCGGCAGGCAACCAAGGUGAAGACCAAGGAUUUGAAUCCGGUGUGGAACGAGAAGCUCGAGUUUCAAGUCCGGGAUGCGCAAAGCAUGGCUCAGGAGGCUGUCCGGAUUGAGGUGCUCACGGCGCAUCCAAAGGAGAAGAACAACAGGAAGAAGGAUGGAUUUCUGGGAAGAGUCCGGAUUGAGGGAAUUAGCAUCAAGAAACAGGGGGACGAGGCGAUUGUGAGCUAUUUGCUGCAGAAGAGAAGCCCCUUCUCGCACAUCAAGGGGGAGCUCCGGGUCAAGGUGUACUGGGUGGACGAGGCCAAGAAGGAGGAGGCCAAGAAGGGAGAGGAGAAGAAAGAUGGCGACAAGAAAGAUGGAGAGAAGAAGGAAGGAGAGAAGAAAAAUGGCGAGAAGAAGGACGAGAAGAAAGUUGAGAGGCCGCCACCCCCGACUGUGGUUCCAGCGGCCGAUUACGUCCUGAAGGAGCGAGCUCCGGUGGUGACAGAGAAGGUGAGGACGUAUGAUCUGGUGGAGAAAAUGCUGUAUCUCUACGUCCGCGUCGUCAAAGGGAGGAACAUCAGCAAGGAAGAGCCGUAUGUGGUGAUCAAGUUUGGAGAAGCUGUGGUCGCGAAGAAGAAGGCAACAAAGAAGGACAAAGUUGCUGUGUGGGAGGAAGUCUUUGCGUUCAGCAAAGACAAGAUCCAGGGGCCGACAGUGGAGAUUGUCGUUGCCGAGGACGAGAAGGGAAGCAAAGAUUUGGGGAGCGUCGUGCUCGAGAUCAGCGACAUUCCAUUCCGUGUUCCGGACAGUCCUCUCGCUCCUCAGUGGCACUCCCUGGAAGAUCGGAAAACCCGCGUGAAGAAGGAUGAAGGCGAGGUGAUGCUGGCAGUCUGGUCUGGGACACAGGAGGACGAGAGUUUUCCAAUCGCCUGGCAGUCGGACACAGGUGGUCACGCGCACACAAAGGCCAAAGUGUAUUUAUCUCCCAAGCUCUGGUACCUGAUGGUGAACGUGAUCGAGGCACAGGACCUGGCCGUCUCGGACAAGUCGCGCUUUCCAAACGUCUGCGCACGAGUGACUCUCGGGCCAUACCAGAAGUGGACGACCACGUUCCCGAAAACUCCCAGCGCCAGUCCGAUGUGGAACGAGAGCAAGAUGUUCGUAGCCGCGGAGCCUUUCGAGGAGCACCUGGUGGUGUUCGUGGAGGACAAAGUUUCCGCGGACAAGGCUGAGGUUCUCGGCAGCGUCAAGAUCUCUCUCGCCGGCAACAAGCAGAUCGCAAGGAGGAGCGAUCCAAAGGAACCGGUGGCGUCCUUCUGGUACAACUUGGACAAGAACGGAGACAAGGGAUUCAAAGGCCGCGUCCACCUGAGGCUGAGCUUCGAAGGCGGUUACCACGUCAUGGACGAGUCGACGAGCUACAUCAGCGACAUGAGACCCACGGCUAAGCACCUGUGGAAGAAAAGCCUGGGGAUCCUCCAAGUCGGGAUUCUCCAAGCGAAGGCUCUCCUGCCGAUGAAGAACAAGGACGGGCGCGGCACCACCGACGCCUACUGCGUCGCAAAGUAUGGGCCGAAGUGGAUCCGGACGAGAACCGUGGUGGACAGCCUCAACCCGAAGUGGAACGAGCAGUACACCUGGGAAGUCUACGACCCAUGCACCGUCGUCACCAUUUGCGUCUUCGACAAUUGCCACCUUAGCGACAACAGCAGCAACGCGCAGCCCGACGGCCUCAUCGGCAAGAUCCGGAUCCGCCUGUCCACGCUCGAGAGCAACAAGGUGUACGCCAACUCGUAUCCGCUCAUCGCCCUCCAGCCCAGCGGCGUCAAGAAGAUGGGCGAACUCGAGAUCACGGUCCGGUUGGCGACCACGACGCUCAUCCACGUCCUCCAGGCCUACUUCCAGCCGCCGCUGCCGAAGCUCCACUACACGCGUCCACUGCCGGUGGCCGAGCAGGAGAUGCUACGCAUCGAGGCCAUCCGGAUCGUGGCCGGGAGGCUGGGACGAGCGGAGCCACCGCUCCGGCAGGAGGUGAUCCGCUACAUGCUCGACACCGAGUCCAACAUGUUUAGCAUGCGGAGGAGCCGAGCGAACUACGCGCGGCUGACGAACGUCCUCUCGGGCCUGGUGGUGGUGUCGAACUGGUUCCACGAGAUCUGCAAGUGGUCGUCGCCGGUGACAACGCUGCUGGUUCACGUCCUCUUCCUCAUCCUCGCCUGGUUCCCGGAGCUCAUCCUGCCGACGCUCUUCCUCUACCUCUUCCUCAUCGGGGUGGCGCACUACCGGCACAGGCCGCGAGCGCCGCCGUCCAUGGACGCGCAGCUCUCGCACGCCACAGAUGGGUUAUCCCCGGACGAGCUGGACGAGGAAUUCGACACCAUUUUCACGAAGAAGCACCCGGAUCUCGUCAAGGCGAGGUAUGAGAGGCUGAGGCUGGCGGCGAGCCGGCUCCAGACGGUGGUGGGCGACAUCGCUGCGCAGGGGGAGAGGGUCCAUGCGCUGCUCAGCUGGAGGGAUCCUCGGGCGACGGGGAUCUUCAUCACGUUUUGCUUCAUGCUGGCCAUCGUCUUGUACGUGGUGCCGUUCAAGGUGAUCGCCAUCCUGGUGGGGCUGUAUGCGAUGAGGCAUCCCAGGUUCCGGGACAAGUCGCCCAGCGUGCCCAUGAAUUUCUUCCGCAGGUUGCCAUCGCUGGCCGAUCGGAUUCUGUGAAAGAAGGAACCAAGUUUUUGCUUUUUACUUUAAACCCUUAGAACUUAAGAAAAGGAGAAAAGUUGUUUC